Salvelinus fontinalis (brook trout) is the source of this 4872-nucleotide messenger RNA. Its product is annotated as transmembrane protein 240-like. The record is from RefSeq and is a predicted model, not a curated record. Bases 3670 to 4179 code for a protein of 169 amino acids. The transcript is spliced from 4 exons. NCBI's taxonomy places the organism in Eukaryota, Metazoa, Chordata, Actinopteri, Salmoniformes, Salmonidae.
GAGAGAGAGAGAGAAAGAGAGAGAGAGAGUAUGCAUAUCAGUUAUGUUAAUUCGUUGUUAAUUUAUGUUGAAGCAUGCUAUCAUCAUUUUCAUACACUAAACCCUUGCCAUAUGAAUAGGCGGGCCUACUAUGCUUUUGGGGGCAAAUUUGGGGUGGAAAUUGAUUCAGCCUAUAAUUUGUUUCUCUGAAGGAGUCUAAAAAUGCCUCCGCUAUUAUCGACUGGAAUGCACAGUGGGAGGCUCCGUAUUCUCUUUCAGCUGCGCCAAAGUAGCCUAUCCUGUCGGACUAUGAGAAAUGAUAGAUAGCCUGACAAUGAACAAACACCUGCUAGAGGGAGCUAACACGGAAAACGACCUGAUUGGAGAAGAAAAUACGAAUCGAUGAUUCCUUGCCUAAUGCCAGUGGAUGCGUCCAGGUAAAUAGGCUACACCAGGAACUGUGCAGUGGCUGGCAUCACAACAACGCAUGGAUCGCGACUUCGUCCUGAUAUCAACUGUGUUGCCGUGCUCUGGAAUAGCCUAACAAUUCUGACAUACGCUACAGCUUUCACACCACGCCUCCCCGUUGCACGCAGCUCGAUUAACCAUCGUCGCUGGUGCACAGAGUGCUUUUCAAAAGGGAGCGAAAAUGAGACUGGUCUUCAUCUCCUCAUGUCGCGGAGAAAGGAACAUCGGAUAGACGAUGCAAUGAUGGGUAGUUGGACACUGAUGCUGCAUCCAUGAGCGCCUUCACUUCAGGGUGUUGUUUUUGGCACAGGUACCACAGGAUAGUUCUGGAGGGAGAGCAAAAAACUGCUGUUGGGAAGUUUUGACUCAAACGUGCACAACCGCCACGAUCUUUAUGAUUUUGGGGGAUUUAUUUGUGAUGGUAAGAAGAACACCGUUAUCCCCAUUCCCCACACUCCCUUAUGUGUAACAAUUUAAUCUGUUCAAAGCUGUCAAAUGGAUAUUUCAAACGACCUAGACAUCAACGUGGCCUACAUGAGGCGAAACAAUCAAUAAACUGCCAAGGAAAAAAAAAAAUCUGGAGUAACGACACUUAAUUAUUUUUAGAAUUUACAUUUUUGUGUGUCAUCUACCUGAGAAGUUGGGCAACAUAUGCUGUUAUGGGAAUGCGGCUUGUUUUGUCCCAGUUGACUUCAGUGGUUCUUUUCAGGCUGUUGCGUGUCUAACGGACAUGAACGCGCUACUGGACCGCUUUCACAACUAUAUUUUACCACAUUUACGAGGGGAGGACCACGUCUGCCAUUGCAACUGUGGAAGGCUGACUCAUCGCCGUCGGUGAUCAGGCCUACCACCAUCGUCUCGUCAGAAAAUCUUAAUGGUAUUGGAGUCGUGUGUGGCCACGCAGUCGUGGGUGAACAGGGAUCACAAGAGGGGACUAAGCACACACACCUGAAGGGCCCCCGUGUUGAGGGUCAGCGUGGCGGAGGUGUUAUUGUCUACCCUCAUCACCUGGGGCCGGCCCGUCAGGAAGUCCAGGAUCCAGUUGCGGAGGGAGGGGUUCAGUCCCAGGGUCCCUAACUUGGUGAUAAACUUGGAGGGGACUAUGGUGUUCAACGCUGAGCUGUAGUCUAUGAACAGCAUUCUCACAUAGUUAUUUCCCCUCUUGUCCAGGUGGGAGAGGGUGGGUUUAAGUGCAAUUGAGAUUGUGUCAUCUUUGGAUCUGUUGGGGCAGUAUACAAAUUGGAGUGGGUCUAGGGUGUCUGGGAUGAUGGUAUUGAUGUGUGACAUGACCAUCCUUUCAAAGCACUUCAUAAGUACAGAUGUGAGUGCUACAGGGUGAUAGUCAUUUAGGCAGGUUACAUUGGAGUUUAUGGGAACAGUGGUGGUCAGUAUGAAACAUGUUGGGAUUACAGACAAGGAUAGAUUGAACAUGUCAGUGAAGACACUUGCCAGCUGUUCUGCGCAUGCGUUGAGAACACGCCCUGGUAUUCCGUCUGGCUCCGCGGCCUUGUGAUUGUUAGCCUAUUUAAACAUUUUGCUCACAUCAGCCACGAAGAGCGAGGUCACACAGUCAUCUGGAAAAACAGGAGCUUUUUUCCCAGAAAAACAAAAGCCAUGUAGUUCGUUUGGGAGUCCUGCAUCGCUGGGGAACUCAUGGCUGGGAUUCCCUUUGUAAUCCGUUAUUGUCUGCAAGCCCUGCCACGUACGAUGAACGUCUGAGCGGGUGUAAUAUGAUUCCACCUUCCUCCUAUAUUGUUUUUUCUCAUGUUUGAUGGCUCAUCGGAUGUCGUAGCAGGUUUUCUUGUAUGCGUCCGUUUUCCGUCCCUAGCCUUUAGCCCAGCGCGGAUAUUGCUUGUAAUCAAUGGUUUUUGGUUUGGAUACGUUCUUAUAGUCACUAUGUAUAGUAUACAAUCAAUAUAGUAUAAGAUCAAUUAAUCAAUCAAUGUACAUGAGGAAAGAGAGAUAUUAAAACAAACUAUUCUUAAAAUCAACCUGAAACAAAGCAUGCUGGGAAAUAUAAUAAUAAUGAAGCCACUCCUACAUCUUUUUUUCUAUCUGAGAAAGUAAACAGAAAUUAACUCAACCCAGUUGAGUAACAAAAAACCACGCGAUUGUAAAGAUUUCUUGAAUCAAAUGUCCUGUCACUUCAACUUCUAAUGACUAAAUGCACUCUAAACAGGACAAUGGGAAAGUAAUCACUACUGUUUCAAAUCUGAACACUUAGGAGAUAUACUGUAGGUGUUUUCCUGGUUGGAAACAAACUGGAAAAAGCUGACUCACGUUUAAUCUUGCAUUCUAACACCUAUGUUCUAGAUGAGAAAACUUAUUGGCAAAUCUAAAUUACUUAUGCUUAAGUUUUUAACACUGACCUUUAUGUUAAUAACUUAUCACGUUUCAUGGUUUUACAGUGUGCAGGUGAUAGUGCACUGUUUAUGGUGGAUGGUCCAUCAAUAUUUUGUUGUUAUUUAUAAGACAAAGAAUGUUGACAGUUCUGUUUAGGUCGACUCACCUCAGAGAUCACUGGUGAACUAGUGAUGUAAAGCAUCUGCAAUAAUGCAUUAUCUGCAUGUAGCCUACAUCAUCUCCUAUCACUUUUAUCAUCUCAUUACAGUCUGUACAUCAACGAUGUAUGAAACAGCUGUUGAACUAUGUUGAACUAUGCUCUUGUACAUGAUGGAAAUGACUGGGUCUACAUUCCCACAGUGUGACAUGUCACUUAAGAAUAGUUUGUUUUAAUGUCUCUGCUUUCUCAUGCACAUUGAUUGAUUAAUUGAUAUUAUACUAUAUUGAUUGACUUGUUUGUGCUCUCCACAUCCUCCUUUUUUUGUUGGCACAUACAGUACCUUUCUCCCUUGCAACUCUCUGUCCACUGGGGACAGACGCCGUUUUAAUGUCUAGUUUUUGGUUGAGUUGUCAAAUAACGAGAAUUCAACAUUCACAUCAUUGGAUUUAGGUUAAAAGUUGGGUGAAAAAAAGACUAAAUUCCCUUACGUUGAUUACUUUUUGAAAAUCCAAUCAGUUUUCCACGUUGAUUCAACGUCAUCACAUUGUAGUUGUGGUUGAAAUUAUGUGGAAACCACAUUGAUCCAACAAGUUUUUCUCCAGUGGUUGCCCACGUCAACACUCUUCUUGCUGCUAUGGUUUCUCUCUACUGGGAGUGAUUCCUGCAGCCCAGUGGUAGAGGGGGCUGGUCCACAUGCACCACCCCAAGCCCCACCUCUCAUGGGGCAGCGAGGCCAGCUGUUAGUGAUGCGUCGACUGUGCUGCCCUCCAGCUGCAGCUGUUCACCGCUCAAUGAUGGGGCUGACAGCAGCACGCCCACUCAACCUCAUCUAUCCAUCCAGCCAUCCCACUCACCCACACAGCGCUACAGCAAAGCACCAUGUACACUAUGUGAUCCCGUAUGAUGGGGACCAGUCUCUGGUGGACUCUGCAGAUAACUACUUUGUGAGUGACAGUGUGACCAAGCAGGAGCUGGACCUGAUGCUGGGGCUGCUGCUGGGCUUCCUCCUCAGCUGGCUGCUGCUGUGUCUGGAUGGGGUGCUGCACGCUGCCCUCAGACGUUGGAGGGCCAAACAGCACCAUGAUGCGUUCUCCUGGUCAUGGGUUCCCCGCUUCUGUAACCUGGGGAGAAGGGUGCACAUGAGAAAGCUAGAGGACUCAAGUGGAAACAUGGUGCACAUUAAGCAGAAGAUGUACCACAACGGACACCCCAGCCCACGCCACCUCUGAAAGCCAUGGACAACGGACACCCCAGCCCACACCACCUGAGAGCAUUAGACUGGCUGAGACCAUAGACUGAGACCUGCUGACAACUGACCAACAGACACAAGGGCAGCUAAACAAAGACUAUCCAAGAUAUACCCUUCAAACCAUACUGUUUCUUAUUGCCACUGGAUAGAGCACUUUAACUGGCCCAAUGGCCUUCACACACAGUGCAAAACUCCUCACCGUCCAUAUCUGUCUUGACUGGAAAUGAUUUCAUGUUAAAGGAUGUAGGUAAUGGAGGGUCCAGUUAGUAGUGGGGUAAGCAAUUUGAUAAAAGCGUGUCAGUUUUUCAAAAUAGUAUAUAUAUAUACAUUUGGUUUAGAAUGUCAAUUUUGCUAGAAGUGGGGAUAGGGUGUAUAUUUUGCUUGGGGUUUGUCCGUUUGAAGAACAGUUUGUUUAUUUUGCCUGAAUAUGCCCGUUAUAAAAUAAAAAUAUUUAUUUUGCUUGAGGGUGGUCAAAUUUUGAGAGAGAUUUGUGUAUUGGUAGUACUUUGUCUAUUUUAAAAACUUGGCAUGUGAAAGCUGUACUGAAAGCUGUACUGAAAUUACACAUUAUUUGGGGUGGGAACGAGAACAUAAAUGCUGCCUGCUCAUCUAACUGUGUGGUGUGUACAGUAUAUGCAGUGUGCCAACAUUAAAGAACCAUUAGUUAUGGCAA